Molecule: messenger RNA, 1067 nt
Organism: Vicugna pacos (alpaca)
Lineage: Eukaryota; Metazoa; Chordata; Mammalia; Artiodactyla; Camelidae
Source: RefSeq, a predicted model, not a curated record
CCUUUACCACCGGGCUGCACCACCACCAGUUUGCCAUGGGUAAUGACAUUGCUGCGCUUGUGGUCGACAGUGGCUCCAGCAUGUGCAAGGCUGGCUUUGCAGGCGAUGAUGCCCCCCGGGCCAUCUUUCCCUCCAUCAUGGGACGCCCACGGUACCAGGGCGUCAUGGUGGGCACGGGCCAGAAAGACUCCUACUUGGGUGAUGAGGCCCAGAGCAAGAGAGGCAUCCUGACCCUCAAGUACCCCAUUGAGCAUGGCAUUGUCACCAACUGGGACGACAUGGAGAAGAUCUGUCACCACACCUUCUAUAAUGAGCUACGUGUGGCCCCUGAGGAGCACCCCAUGCUCCUGACUGAGGCCCCCCUGAGCCCCAAGGUGAACUGUGAGAAGAUGACCCAGAUCAUGUCUGAGGCCUUCAACACCCCAGCCAUGUACGUGGCCAUCCAGGCCGUGCUGUCCCUGUACACCUCUGGCUGCACCACUGGCAUUGUGGUGGACUCUGGUGAUGGAGUCACUCACACUGUGCCCACCUAUGAAGGGUAUGCCCUCCCCCACACCAUCCUGCAUCUGGACCUGGCUGGCUGGGACCUGACAGACUACAUCAUGAAGAUCCUCACGGAGCGUGGCUACAGGUUCACCACCACAGCCGAGUGGGAGAUCGUGCAUGACAUCAAGGAGAAGCCCUGCUACAUCACCCUGGACUUGCAGGAGAUGGCCGCCGCCGCCUCCAGCUCCUGCCUGGAGAAGAGCUAUGAGCUGCCCGAUGGUCAGGUCAUCACCGUCGGCAGCGAGCGCUUCUGCUGCCCCGAGGCUCUCUUCCAGCCCACUUUCCUGGGCCUGGAAGCCUGUGGCAUCCACGAGACUACCCUCAACUCCAUCAUGAAGUGUGAUGUGGACAUCCGCAAGGACCUCUACACCAACACGGUGCUGUCUGGCGGGACCACCAUCUACCCCGGCAUCACCAGCAGGAUGCAGAAGGAGCUCACCGCCCUGGCCCCCAGCAUGGUGAAGGUCAAGAUCAUCGUGACCCCCGAGCUCAAGUACUCCAUGUAAUGGGCGGCUCCAUCC